This is a messenger RNA of Nerophis lumbriciformis (worm pipefish), 2297 nucleotides long. RefSeq names its product histocompatibility (minor) 13 (gene hm13). Gene Ontology annotation, cellular component: cytoplasmic side of endoplasmic reticulum membrane; lumenal side of endoplasmic reticulum membrane; membrane. NCBI's taxonomy places the organism in Eukaryota, Metazoa, Chordata, Actinopteri, Syngnathiformes, Syngnathidae. Gene Ontology annotation, molecular function: aspartic endopeptidase activity, intramembrane cleaving. The record is from RefSeq and is a predicted model, not a curated record. Gene Ontology annotation, biological process: membrane protein proteolysis.
UGUACGAUCUUCGCCAAAAGGAAACGUGGCCUUAGCGGCAAGAGAAGAAGAAAAGCUCCUCCAUGAAUGAUACGCAUUCGUCCUCUCGCCUUCCGCCAUCAGUAGACCUGACUCCCGCACGCUGCCAACGCCACUCGCGGUCCCCUGAAGAGCCAUGUCUGAGGUGGGACAAGCCCCGGCCUUGGCCCCGGAUGAGGCCGCCGCCGCUGCGGUGAUCCCGGACGCCCUGAACGCCACCGACGCUCUUAACGCCACGGCCAAGUUCGUGGCCACCCCGGAGGGCACAGCGCUGGCGUACGGCAGCCUGGUGUUCAUGGCGCUGGUGCCCAUCUUCUUCGGAGCCCUGCGCUCGGUGGCCUGCUCCAAGUCGAAGGAGCUCGGAGACCAAGGGUACGAUUCAGGCUACAGAAAUGCCUCGGACAUGCCGGAGACCAUCACCAGCAGAGACGCCGCCCGCUUCCCCAUCAUCGCCAGCUGUACUCUCUUUGGACUCUACCUCUUCUUCAAGGUGUUCUCUCAAGAGUACAUCAACUUGUUGCUGUCCGUCUACUUCUUCGCACUGGGCGUGCUGGCUCUGUCGCACACUAUGAGUCCUCUGCUGGCCAGAGUCCUUCCGGCGUCCCUGCCGAUCAAACAGUACCAGCUGCUCUUCACGCAGGGCACCGGCGAGGCCAAAGAAGAAAUCAUCAACUACGAGUUCGACACCAACAACCUGGUGUGCCUGGUGGCCAGCGGCGUGGUGGGCGUUUGGUACGUGCUGAAAAAGCACUGGAUCGCCAACAACCUCUUCGGCCUGGCCUUCGCACUCAACGGCGUGGAGCUUCUCCACCUGAACAACGUCAGUACCGGCUGCAUCCUGCUGGGGGGGCUGUUUGUCUACGACGUCUUCUGGGUGUUUGGUACCAACGUCAUGGUCACCGUGGCGAGGUCCUUUGAGGCGCCAAUCAAACUGGUCUUUCCUCAGGACUUGUUGGAAAAAGGUUUGAGCGCCAACAACUUUGCUAUGCUGGGUCUUGGCGACAUCGUCAUCCCGGGAAUCUUCAUCGCACUGCUGCUGCGCUUUGACGUCAGCCUGAAGAAGAACAGCAGGACCUACUUCUACUCCAGUUUCCUGGCCUACAUCUUCGGACUGGGCCUCACCAUCUUCGUCAUGCACACCUUUAAACACGCGCAGCCCGCCCUGCUCUACCUGGUGCCCGCCUGUGUCGGCUUCCCGGUGGUGGUGGCGCUCUUCAAGGGCGAGGUCACGGAGAUGUUCAGGUACGAGGAGGCCUCCGCGGAGGAGGCGCUAGCCAAAGACGACUCAUCGGAAUCGGAGAAGAAGGACCAAUAGCCACGCCCCCCCCUUUCCCCCCCCCCCCCCCCCCCCCCCCCCCCCCCCCCCCCUCCCCCGCCACAUCUCAUCCAGCCGCUUCCUCACGCACUUGUCAUCCCGCUACUCUAUUGGUGGACUGUCUGCAGAGGUGGGCGGGACCCUGGGAAGGUCCCCCACCUUUGCCUCUCUCCUCCAAUAAGCUGUAGCAUGAGCAGAGGGGGGCGGGGCCUCCUUAUUUAGAAGCUGAUCACAUGAUCACCGGGAGGAUUAUUAUAAUUUUUUUUAUUUUUUUAAUGAUUGGAGUUUGAAGUUGAAUUCACCGUUUUUGUUUUUUGGCCUUCCAAAUGAUCGGAUGAAGCUCGCCAGUCAAUAUUUAGUCUUUUAUUGGUUUUAUUGGUCAGUAUUUUUUGGACAUUUGUGAUGUGCCUUUUCAACCGAGCGCCCGUUCUUACUCUCCAAAAGAGGAAUUGAAUAUUUAUGAUCAGGCGUGAUCUGACAGAUUGGCUUCAAAGGGCUAAUCAAGCAUUUUAGGACCCCCACUUCCCAUAAUGCAUCUCCCGAGCCCCCCCCCCCGUGACAUAAGCCCCACCCCUCGACACUUGUCGCGCACCUCGUCCGUCUCUGUCGUUAUAGUUUUUGUACGAAUGUCCCAGGAGGAAAAAAAAUGGGAGUUUCAUAAUAAAAGCUCACAUUUUGGUUAUUUAACAGCAUUUUUUGGGGGGAAGCGGUUAUUAUUAGGAAUGUUGCCUGUUUGAUAUAUUUGGACUUCUUUUGUCACGUCGUGUUUGAUGUCGUUGGUGUUUGACUUUUUUGUUUCCUAUUUCGAUGUUAAGAAAAGAAAAAUAACACAAAAAUAUUAAAUGUGAUACUUUGUGAAGUUCGGCGUUCUAAUUUACACGGACCGCAUUAUGUGCGUUUACAAAGUAGUUUACUGCCUGGACUGUAUUUUAUUUGCAAUAAACGUUUUCUGCUGACCGUAUAA